This is a messenger RNA of Komagataella phaffii GS115, 447 nucleotides long. RefSeq lists its product as uncharacterized. The record is from RefSeq and is a predicted model, not a curated record. Gene Ontology annotation, biological process: copper ion transmembrane transport. NCBI's taxonomy places the organism in Eukaryota, Fungi, Ascomycota, Pichiomycetes, Pichiales, Pichiaceae. Bases 1 to 447 code for a protein of 148 amino acids. Gene Ontology annotation, molecular function: copper ion transmembrane transporter activity. The transcript has a single exon. Gene Ontology annotation, cellular component: membrane.
AUGAUUGAAACUUCUCGCACGUACUCUUCGUCGGGCCACGAGAUGCCAAUGCCUGAACACAUGUGCAAAAUGAACAUGCUGUUAUCCACGGAAUUUGAGGAUAUCUGUGUCUUGUCUUCCAGAUGGCAUAUUUAUGGACUUCGAGAUCUACUUUUAAGCUGUGCCAUCAUAGUUGUUUUUGGUAUAGGCUACGAAUUCUACAAAAGCUUCUAUUCAACCUGGUCCACCAGAAUUUUAUCUCUGAACAGGCCGCUAAUCAAUUCAGAUUUGCAACAGUUUCGAGUUAAGGCUUCCAUUUUGUAUGGGAUACAAAUAUUCUGGUCUUUGGUCAUAAUGCUCAUAUUUAUGACUUUUAACUUAUGGCUCAUGCUCAGUGUGGUUAUGGGGGCUGUUGUGGGAUUCUACCUGACAGGUAGCAACAACAUUUCGGGGUUGGCUUGCCACUAA